AUGUCGUUGGGCGAUCAUAGUAAAUAUCUUGAAGUCUUUGCGAAGACAAGUGCUGGACCUGUGAGAGAUCAGUCAGAACAGCAUAUGUUGAAGUGCAUUUUUGAGGCUUAUGCUAUCUUAUACAAAAGAACUGACUUGUCUGAAGCAGCAGAAGUGAUCAAUGUAAAAGCUGAAGAAGAUGUUGUGGAUCCAACAAAUUUUUCAGUAGCAUUACAAGAAAUUAUGGCUCAAACAAAAACAGGAGGUGAUAAACUCAAAGAUAGACAUGCGACAGCAGCUAUCAACAAGUGGUUAGCAGCAGUGCCAACUGGUCAAGACCCAAUCAUUGAGGAGCCACGACGCAGAGUAACAAGAAGUGUGUUUAGAGAAACAGAAACCGGAGCAGGGUCAAGUGAAACGAGGAGCAGAAGACAAACUCAAGCACCAGAGAGAACGGGAGCUUGUGUAGAAGAAGGGCCGACUGAGACAACAGGAGAGCAGUCGCAGGCAGCUGAACCGCAAAUAACAGUUCACACGAUUGACGAGGAGGUUGAGGAAGAGCAGCAUAUGAUAGAUAAGGAGCAAGCUGCAGAUGCAAAGGCUUUAGAAGAAGAUUUCGAUAAAAAGAUAAAUGAAGACAUUUGUCAAGAUUUAGAAGAGCUUCUGAAAGAGCACGAUAUCAAACACCCAAACUGGGUAAAGAAAGUGAAAGAGUGGAGUUUUCAAGAUGCCUAUCGAUUAAUGCAUCCUAAUAUCUGGGUUAAACAUUUUGACCUCGUCAGGUGGAUAUGGACAUAUUCCGACUAUGCGGGUUUCGACCUCCUCGUUGUCUCAAACAUUGUUUUUAAUUCUCGCGAUCGCUUCAAAACCACUUACCCUUGGACAUGUUGUGAGGUGAUGCCCCUAUGCCGACACCCCGUUGUUUCAAAAGCAAGAGUAGACGAGUUCAUUCGGCACGACAACCCAGAGGCAAUUUCUGACUUCUCGAUACAAAUGUGCGCCCUUUACAGCAAUGAUACCGGCGGAUACUGA
Enterobius vermicularis (human pinworm) is the source of this 1011-nucleotide messenger RNA. The record is from the annotation of a GenBank genome assembly. NCBI's taxonomy places the organism in Eukaryota, Metazoa, Nematoda, Chromadorea, Rhabditida, Oxyuridae.